This is a messenger RNA of Penicillium waksmanii, 570 nucleotides long. RefSeq names its product copper transporter family protein. Gene Ontology annotation, biological process: copper ion transmembrane transport. NCBI's taxonomy places the organism in Eukaryota, Fungi, Ascomycota, Eurotiomycetes, Eurotiales, Aspergillaceae. Bases 1 to 570 code for a protein of 189 amino acids. Gene Ontology annotation, molecular function: copper ion transmembrane transporter activity. The transcript has 3 exons. The record is from RefSeq and is a predicted model, not a curated record. Gene Ontology annotation, cellular component: membrane.
AUGCACGGCAUGGAUAUGAGCUCGAGCAGCUCGAGCAAUGAGUGCAAAAUUUCCAUGCUCUUCAAUUGGUACACCAUCGAUGCUUGCUUUCUUUCUGAGGGAUGGCAGAUUCAAAAUAAUGGCAUGUUUUCUGCGACAUGUAUUGGUGUGAUCCUUCUUGUGGUGCUUGUGGAAGCCUUCCGGCGGAUUGGCAAGGAGUACGAUAAUUUCUUGACGCGCCAGUUCGAGCGCCAAGCGGUGGCGCAAAAGGCCGCAUUCGUCGCGAAUUGCGUCGAUAAAUCCACCAUGACCGGGCGCGCGAUUCGCUUUCGUGUGACCCCCUUGCAGCAAUUGGCGCGGGCGCUGAUUCAUGCUUUGACCUUUGGAGGCGCCUAUAUCGUGAUGCUGCUUGCCAUGUAUUUCAACGUCUACGUGAUCAUUUGCAUCUUCAUCGGAGCGGGACUUGGCAAAUUCUUGUGUGAUUGGAUGGUGGUGCAGAUCGACCUCAAUUCGAUCCGGGAAGAGGCCAAAGGUGUCGAGGAAACUACGCUAGCGACCAUGUUCAUGUAUAUUGAGUUCAAGCUUGCAUAG